Esox lucius (northern pike) is the source of this 1094-nucleotide messenger RNA. RefSeq names its product cofilin 1 (non-muscle), like (gene cfl1l). Lineage: Eukaryota; Metazoa; Chordata; Actinopteri; Esociformes; Esocidae. The record is from RefSeq and is a predicted model, not a curated record. Gene Ontology annotation, molecular function: actin filament binding. The transcript is spliced from 5 exons. Bases 66 to 560 code for a protein of 164 amino acids. Gene Ontology annotation, cellular component: cytoplasm; actin cytoskeleton; actin cortical patch. Gene Ontology annotation, biological process: actin filament fragmentation; cell motility; actin filament severing.
GCAGCCCUGAAUACACCUUCCCUUUACCCCUCUCCUGUCUACUUUCUUCACAAACAGCAGUGAAAAUGGCCUCUGGAAUAGCAGUCCAUGACGACGUUGUGCUAACAUUCGACAAGAUCAGAGUUCGUCUCCAGGGGGCCGACAAGCAGGAACAGCUGAAGCUUGUGCUCUUCAAAAUCAGCGACGAUGGCAAAUGUAUCAUUGUGGAUGAGGAAAACUGUCUGAAGGUCAAACACCUGGAAAAUGAGGAUGACAUAUUCAAGAAGAUUGUCAGCGUCAUGCCGAAGGAGGACUGCCGUUAUGCCCUCUAUGACUGUUCCUGGGAGAGCAAGGACAGCCCCAAGGAAGACCUGGUCUUCAUCAUGUGGGCCCCAGAAAACUCAUCCAUCAAAAAGAAAAUGAAAUAUGCCAGCUCAAAGCAAUACAUUAAAGCAAAGUUCCAAGGUCUGAAGUUUGAAUGGCAGGUGAACGACAUGUCAGAUGCCAGAGAUAACUCCGUCUUCAUUGAGAAACUGGGAGGGAGAGGAGUUGUUAGAAAACUGGAGGGGAAAGAGGUCUAAGAUCUUGAGUCCUGCUCACAGCUGUACAACCCGGAAGCUAAACCAGACCUGGGUUCAAAUACUGUUAGAAAUAUUUCAGAUACUCUCAGUGUGUUUAAGUUUGCUAGUAGCAACUUCCCCGCUCAAUUUUGUGCAAAUAUGUAAGUGCUUGAACCCAGGUCUGUUCAAAACACCAAUUGCCCAAUACCUUGGUGUCCUAUUGAACUGUCCAACAACAAUUUCAUUGUUGGUUUGCUCUCUAUAGAAACAUUGACACUGUUGUAACUCGUAAUGUUGACAGAUUUAGGUUUAGGAGUCAUACGAAUGCACAGUAAUUUACUUGUUGAUUUGGAUACUUGGCGUAAAUGUAUAAAUCCUGUGUCUAUUGACCCCAUACCACAUACAUUAUAGGAUUAUAGGCAUGCAUGACAUCACAUCUUUCUUAUUUGCUGAUGUUUUUGUUUAAAUAUGAAUAUCUGAAUAUCUAUCAGACCUCCACAGGAUUUUGAUGUCAGAAGCCCCACCCCUCCAUAAUAAAGUGUCUUGGAUAUUUUA